Molecule: messenger RNA, 4204 nt
Organism: Austrofundulus limnaeus
Lineage: Eukaryota; Metazoa; Chordata; Actinopteri; Cyprinodontiformes; Rivulidae
Gene: prom1b
Product: prominin 1 b
Exons: 29
Coding region: 346-3006 (886 amino acids)
Cellular component (GO): apical plasma membrane; prominosome; microvillus
Molecular function (GO): cholesterol binding
Source: RefSeq, a predicted model, not a curated record
UCACCGCGUGCACGAGCCUGUUUGAGCCUCUCAGUGCACGUGAGAUUAGGCAGCUCUCAGCUGGCGGGCGGUGAGCGCGAGGACACCGGGGAGAGUGAGAACACCCGCCGCCGCUGCUGCUUCUCCUCCGGGAAGAUGCCACUGAUGAGUCCGACCCGAGAAACCAGGAGCUAACGCACCGAACCGAACCGAACCGAACCGGCUGGAUGUUGAGUCUUCAAAUUUCACUUGGGACGGCUGAUUGGAGAUAAAAAAUAAAAAAAACCAGGGACAGGUGUCUGCUGCUCGACCCCUUCACCUAUUUUUGUUAUUUGUUUUUGUUUGUUUUAUUUUAUUUCCGGAGCCAUGUUGUGGACACGAUGGCUCGUCCUGCUGCUCUGCUGGGGGGCCACCGGUGGCGAGCAGCAGGCGGAGGAGAGGGACGGGGCCCGGGGUGAGGUCAGGUCGGACUCCCGCAGACAGCGCUCCCCUCCGCCGGUGGAGCCGCUGGACUUCGGGUUUGUACCGCCGGCUCUUUAUCAAACCCACGCUUACUACGAGCCUGGGACCAUAGGCAUCCUUUUCCACGUGGUCCACGCGUUUCUCUACGUUGUUCAACCGAACUCCUUCCCCACAGAUCUUAUUGUAAAAGUCAUUAAGCAAAACAUGGGAGGACUCAAAAUAGAAGAAUGGAGAAAGCCAGAAAACGUYGUCCUGUUGCUACAGUGGCUCCAUUACGAGGCCGGGUUCCUAAUAUGCGCCAUCACCGGCAUCGUGUUUGUGGUCUUCACGCCCAUCAUCGCCGCGUGCUUCUGCAUGUGUCGAUGCUGCGACAACUGCGGAGGCGAGAUGCAUCAGAGGCAGCGGAAGAACGCCGACUGUCACAGAGGCUUCUUCACUGCCUCGCUCGUCACCACCACCAUCUUCAUCAUUGUGGGAGUAUUCAUCGCCUACGCCGCCAAUCACAACAUCACAUCCCAGAUUAAAAGCACCCGACGGCUCAUAAACACCAACAUGAGGGACCUGAAGUUGUUUGCUAACAACACCCCUGCGCAAAUUGAGUACCUGACAGCUCAGUACACCACUGCAAAGAACAAAGUCCUGUCAGACCUAGACAACAUCGGACCUCUACUCGGUGCUCGGAUCCACAGCAAUCUAGAGAAAGAGGUGGUUCCUGCUCUGGAUGCUGCCCUUCUCAUGGCAGGAGCAAAAGUUGAGAGUGCUAUCAAAGCCAUGCGGGAGACCAAGGAGGCCCUGGAGAAUGUCAGUUCCUCGUUGGAGAUCCUUCAGGAGGGGAUGGGAAAACUUCAGGCCAGUCUGGCAGGGGAGCGUGCCUCUCUGUCCAACACCCUGUCAGACCCAGCAUGCACCAACGGAGCCGUGUCCCAAACCUGCAACAAUAUCCGCUCCAUCCUGCCUCAGCUGGGAGUCAACGCUGACUUCUCCAAGCUCCCAAAUGUUGGAAACGCCUUGGCUAACGUCAAUACCGUUCUGAAAGUGGACCUCAGUAACAUUGUUCAAAAAGGUUAUGCGUCUUUUAACGACACACCGGUGCUGGUUAAAGAUCAAACCAAAAACAUUGUGUCAGCGCUGCCUCGAGUAAAAGGAAUGCUGGACAAGAUCGGCAGUGAAAUAACGGCCUUCUCCAAGAUGUUCCCAGUGGAAGCCUCUCUCGYCAAUUUCACCAUUUUUCUCAACGAGCGACACAAUCGCAUUGAGUCACUUUACCCCCAGAUUGACCAAAUGGAUUUCUACAGGUGGAUUGGGUGUGUGGCAGUGCUCUGCUCCGUCGUCCUGGUUCUGGCGUUCAACGUGCUCGGCCUGCUCUGUGGCUCCUGUGGAUACGACAAGCAAGCUACCCCCACAACCCGCGGCUGCUUGUCCAACACCGGAGGAAACCUGCUGAUGGCUGGGGUGGGUUUCUCGUUUAUCUUCGCCUGGGUCCUAAUGGGCCUCGUGACGACCCUGUUUGUUGUUGGAGGAAACGUGGAGAAGCUGAUGUGUGAACCUCUGGCUAACCGACAGCUGUUCAGGAUCAUCGACACACCGUUCCUGAUUCAUCCUGAAAAGAGGAAUUUCCUUCCUGGGAUGCUGUUUCAGAAUCCAAACAUCGACUUGACACUAGGUACCAUGUACAGGGAAUGCCACGACAACAACGGUCUGUAUCACGCUCUGCAGCUGGAGAACAUCUUCAACAUUAACUCUUUCCUGAACAGAACUGUGUACAACAAAGAUCUGGCCAAAGUGUUUGAUGGCGUGCAGGUGGACCUGAAGGAUGUGGCGCUGCUGGAGCAGGCCGGCAGAGACAACCUCAUCAACUUUGCCAACUCUGGAGUCGGAGAUAUCGACUAUCCUGCUUAUCUUGCUGAGCUGAAUAAGGGGAUGACCAUCGUGGAUCUGCUGUCCUUCUGUUCUGACCUGGAGGAGAGGGCCGACCAACUGCCGCGAGGCGCUCUGGAAAAUGCGCUGAAAGGACACGCCAGCAGCAUCAGGUUCAUCCACAGAGAACAUGUGGUGCCUCUGGAGCAAGCGAUGAAAUAUGUUCGGGCGCGGAGCACUCUGAGUCAGAGCAUCAAACAGCUGCAGAAGACCUCCACCGACCUGCCAGUCAAAGUGGCAAACAUCUUGAGUGCCAUUGAUGCUGCAGAGUAUCUCAUUCUUAAUAAUGCCUCUUUUGUAGUAAAACAGGAAACAAAGAGCUUUGUGCAGAGUUUGGUGGGAUACUUCCGACAGUACACACAGUGGGUUAAAAACUCUCUAACAGCGGAGGUGGCUCAGUGUAAACCWAUCAGYAACCUUGUGGACAGCAUAGAGAUCGUAGCCUGCAGCUUCAUAGUWGACUCAGUGAACACGUUCUGGUUUGGUUUGGGAGGUUGCUGCAUCCUUCUGAUCCCUAGCAUCAUUUUCUCYGUCAAACUGGCCAAGUACUACAGACGGAUGGACACGGAGGACGUCUUUGAAGACUCUCCUUACAAUGACACUCUGAACUGGUUCCCUCGGGCCUCUGCACCACCAAGCGACUGGUGACCUUCAGGAUCUCCCUUCUUUGUAGAGCGGACAGGAGAACUGGAACUGAUCGGUUCUGUCAGGGGGUUUGGAAUUGUCACUUUUUAAGMUCUUCUAACACUUUAACUAAAGCAAAGAAAAUCCACCAGGAGCUUUGAGAUGGAGGACAAUUCAUUCAGCCUGCAUGUCAGGGCCCCUGAUAUGGUCCACCAUCCAGCACCUCCAGCAUUUUAGUCUGUGCAUCRUUUAGAUUAAGUUGUAAAGGAAGAAUUUGAACAUUAUCUGGUGAUAAAACUGUACAAUUUUUACACUAUCAAAACAUCUUAAGGUUUUAUAUAUAAAUAUAUACAUAUUGUUUUUGUUUGUUUGUUUGUUUUCUAGAAGUAGUUUUUUUCCUGUGGAUAUUUGUAUCAUAGCUCACAUCAUUUUGGUGAUUAGGUAGGUUUUCAGGGAGAAAAACAAAUGUUUCUUACUCAUUUUUAAAGCAGAUACCACUGUUGCAUCAACUCUAGAGGCUCAGACGAUCAAUUAGGCACAUUUGUAAAACUGAUCUUUCUAUAUUAAUAUGAACAAAGGAUGAUUUUACAAAAAAAAAAAAAAAGCGUGAAUAUUUCAAAUGUUGACCCCCUAAAUGUUCCAGCAAGAGUCUGAUGAAUCAAAAAAAAAAAAAAGCUUAAAACUUUUCUUUUUCUCUGAGCACCAGAACUUUUUUGUGGUUUGUCGAAGUACUGCUCAGACAUUUCACCAAAAGCCUGAAAUACAACCUGGUGCUGCUGAAAACGUAAUGGGAUACGCAAAGCCAGUGUGAUAUAUGCUAAUAUAAGUUGAAACCAUUCAGUUAUUCUUCUGUUUUAAAUGUUUUUUAUAAUUAAAUUGUGCUAAACUGCAAACAUCAGGCAAUAUUUAGUUAUCUUUUACCCCGGGAUUAAUAAUCUAUUCUUUAAAAACACCCAUUGAUUUAAUUGGCAGCUUUUUUUGACUCCAGAUUCCCAUCUUGAGACACUGGAGUUCAGCGUUCACCCUAAUGUUUCCACAACAAGGUUUUUAAGCUGCUAACACACAAAAUAUGAAUUAUCCAGCAGAAUAAUACUGAAGGCUGAGGUCUGAGUGACACAUAAUCCAUGUUGGAGUUAAACCGUGAAUAAACAUUUCUGUCCAACGCAACUUUGUUCUGUUUGUUUUUCAAAAACAUUUGUGAAUAUUAAAAGAUARCCAUCAA